AUGCGAAUAGAAACAAUUGAAAAUCCUUUACAAAGUCCUCUUCCAUGUGGAUUAAAUACUUUAAAAGAUAAUGUUUACCCAGGAAAACUUCAUGAUCCUAAUUUUAUAAACGUCCUGUUGAAAUGUAGAGAUUUGUAUUGCCAAUCCUUUUUGGACGAAACUGAGCUGAAGCGAGCAAUUCAUGGCGUAAAGUUGGUUCAAAAACAGCAGCAAAAUCAUUUCCCAAAACAUGGGUAUUGGAAAAUUCAUGCCUCUCAUCAUGAUAAUCAUAAAAACCUCAUAAUUCCACAAAGUUGGAUGCAUGAUACCCCACAUAUGAAACUUCUAUUCCAUAGGUUACAAAACCUUCCAGAUGGUGACUUUUUAUUAAGCCAUGAUGUUAUGAAUGGAAUGGGCUACUUUUUUAGCGGUGGCAUUGCUGGCAUCGUGUCUCGUACGUGCACAGCUCCCUUGGAUCGUUUAAAAGUAAUGUUGAUUUCCGAUACAUGUUCAAAGCCAUCUUCCAAAUAUCCGUUCUCUACAUUAUUACAUACUAGUAAGAGUCUUUACAGUCGAAGUGGAAUUCGAGGUUUUUUUGUAGGGAAUGGCAUCAACGUUUUAAAGGUCAUGCCAGAAUCAUCAAUAAAAUUUGGUUCAUAUGAGGCUAUGAAAACUCUUUUUGGUAUUUCUAGUACUCAACAACAUAAUCCCCUUUAUUCAUAUCUAGCAGGUGGGUUUGCCGGAACGGUUGCUCAGUUUUUUAUUUAUCCAGUCGAUACGUUAAAAUUUCGGAUUCAGUGCAGUGAUUAUAGUAUCCAAAAAGCAGGACAAAGUGUUGUUUUUGAAAAUAUGAAGCAGUUGUAUAAAUCGCAUGGUGUACGAGGUUACUAUAGGGGAAUACUGAUUGGGGUACUGGGUAUGUUCCCCUACAGUGCCACGGAUUUAGGAACUUUUGAAGGCUUGAAGAAGACUUGGAUCGGUAUACUUUCAAGCAAAGACAACAUGGAUCCUCAGGAUGUAAAACUGCCAAAUGGAUUGGUGAUGGUUUUCGGCGCACUUUCCGGUAGCAUAGGAGCUACUUUGGUUUUCCCUUUGAACGUAUUACGUACACGGCUUCAGACGCAAGGCACUCCUGGUCAUCGUGCUUCAUAUAAUGGUUUCGUUGAUUGUUUUUUUAAGACCACCAAGAAGGAGGGAUUUGGAGCUUUAUAUAAGGGUUUAGCGCCUAAUUUACUCAAAGUCGCUCCUAGCGUGGCUAUUUCAUAUUUGGUAUAUGAAAAUUCAAAAAGUCUUCUGCGACUGCAAUGA
This is a messenger RNA of Schizosaccharomyces osmophilus, 1287 nucleotides long. RefSeq names its product mitochondrial carrier, ATP:ADP antiporter. The transcript is spliced from 2 exons. The record is from RefSeq and is a predicted model, not a curated record. Gene Ontology annotation, biological process: transmembrane transport. NCBI's taxonomy places the organism in Eukaryota, Fungi, Ascomycota, Schizosaccharomycetes, Schizosaccharomycetales, Schizosaccharomycetaceae. Gene Ontology annotation, molecular function: ATP transmembrane transporter activity. Bases 1 to 1287 code for a protein of 428 amino acids.